Amyelois transitella is the source of this 3010-nucleotide messenger RNA. RefSeq names its product SET and MYND domain-containing protein 4 (gene Smyd4-4). Gene Ontology annotation, molecular function: protein binding. The record is from RefSeq and is a predicted model, not a curated record. The coding region runs from base 1 to 1791 and encodes 596 amino acids. The transcript has 2 exons. NCBI's taxonomy places the organism in Eukaryota, Metazoa, Arthropoda, Insecta, Lepidoptera, Pyralidae.
AUGAGUAUAGAUAACUGCUAUGAUAAUGUCAUAAAGAGACUUACAGAUGAAAACAAAAUAAAACCUUUAUCACAAAAACUAUUAUCGCUAACUAAAAAUGAUGAAAGGGUUUUAUAUGUUUAUAAUACACUGGAGAGCCUGAAAGCUUUUCCAAACUUAUUACAAGUGUCCAAGUCGGACGAAAUAUCUACAAAGUACCGUAACCAGGGCAACAAAUACUACCAACAAAGAGAAAAUUAUACGGCCUUGCAGUAUUAUAAUUUGUCUCUAGGAUAUGCACCGAUAGAGUCUGAAGCUUACAGUUUAUCUUUAGCUAAUAGAUCUGCAGUAUUAUGUUCUUUAAAAGCUUAUAAUGAGUGUAUCAAAGAUAUUGAAAAUGUAUUCUCACAAAAAUUUCCUGAAAAACUUAGAAAAAAGCUAAAUGAUAGGAAGGAAAAGUGUCAAGAUAGUUUGCUUACCAAAAAACCUCCAGUCACAAAUAAUACAGACCUUUUGGAAUCCUUUGAAAUAAAAAAUGAUUCUCGAUACCCUUGUGCUAAUUCAAAGUUGGAGGUGGUAUUCAAUAAAGAAAUGGGUCGGCAUGUUGUGGCCAAAGAAGAUAUAAGGGUGGGUGAGACACUAGCCCAAGAGGAGCCCUAUUUUGUUCUGUUAUUAAAAUCUCAGUAUUUGGUAUGUUGUAGUUACUGUUUAUCUAGAGAUCUGAAUUUAACACCAUGCAGUAGUUGCUGUUUUGCUUUAUAUUGUUCUGAGAAGUGUAAGAAAAGAGCAUGGAAUGAUUAUCAUUCAGUUGAGUGUUCACUUAUGCCAACCAUAAUACACAUGGAGUUUACUAAACUUGAAUGGCUGGGCCUCCGUACUGUUAUAAGGGCUCGAAAUGACCAUAACAAUUGGAAAGACCUGUUCCAAACAAUAAAAGAAGCUGAAGAGAAUGCUGAAACUGAAUUUCGAGGCCAUGUCAAAAUUGAUGGUAAAUGGGUGUAUGAUUCUAAGUAUUAUACUUCAAUACAUAUGUUAGCGUCUAAUAUAGAAAAGAGGACCAUUUCGGACAUAUUCCAAAAAUCAGUUACUGCUGCAGUAUUUUUGAAAUUGCUUGAGGAGACAGAAUUUUUGAAAGGUAAUGUUGAUGAGGAGAAAAAUGAUAUAAAGAAAUGUGUGGCAGGUAUAUUACUUCACCAUAUAAUGACGAGCCCGACUAACAUGCAUGGAAUAUCAGGACUUAUGCAGAAUUCUAUGGGGCACUAUGAGGAUGACACCAGCAUUGCAAGCGCUUCAUAUGCUUUCCACAGUUUGAUCAACCACUCCUGUGCACCUAAUGUUGUAAGAUUUAACAAGUUGGGUACAGGAAAAAUGACACUAAUAGCUCUUAGACCUAUAAAGAAAGGAAUGCAGAUCUUUGACAACUAUGGAGCACACCACGCAUUAGAUGAUUACAUGUCCCGGCAAAGCACAUUGAAAUUUCAAUAUAAAUUCACUUGCGCAUGCGAAGCUUGUGUCAAUAAAUGGCCGAUGUAUUUCAGUUUACCACCAGCUAAGUGCUUACGACCGCAGAUAAAAAGCACCAAGUGUUCCCUGUUGCAUCAAAAUAACAUUGAAAAACUCCAAAAGGGCGAUAUCAAAAUGGCCAUCAAAUUGUACAAACCUCUAUGUGAACUUGCUCAAAUGUUGGAACCCUAUUGUCCAUGUGUUGAAUUAGCUGAUUGCCAAGAAACUUUGAAGCAGUGCUUGCAGAUAUUUGGUGGUUUAAUACCUAAUUAUAUUGAAAUUCCAUGGAGUGUUAAGCCUUCAAACUAAAAAGGGCAAAACAACACAUGUACUUCGUUAACACACAGUAUGCGACAGAAUGCGAGUUUAUUAAUUAAUUGAAAAGUAAAAAAUUAUAUUUAAUUUACCAAAGAAAACAUUGUCUAAAAUAUGUUUGCCACUAAAAUUUAAAGUUUUGUUUUUUUAUAAGAUGCAUAGAAAGUUGGGCAUUUCAUUUAGGUUAAACAGAUUUGAUUACAAAUGAAUCGUCAUAAAGGCUUAAAGAGGGGAUGUGAAUGUCCAAACCCGUUAUUUUUAUUUGCCUACAACUAAAUUCUAUUGAUUAGCGAUAAAUGUUAAUUCAUAUAUCUCAGAGCGCUAAUCAAGAUCUAUGGCGGAUGAAUCGAUGAGAUAUAGCGACGACUUGCUAUCACAACAACAUCGAUGGACAGAAUGAAGAAAGUAUGGAUGAAUAGGAACAUCACCAAAACCUCGAAGACCAGACUCGUUCACUUAUUUUCCUCAUAGUUCUUUAUGCUGCUGAAACGUGGACCCUGUGAUAAGUGGAAAGGCAAAGAAAACACAUUUUCGGGAUCUGGUACUGGAGGAGAAUGCUUGGAAUUUCAUGACAAAUGUCUCCAUAUUCCAUGAGCUUGGCAUAAAGCAGCGUAGUCACAUCUCGAAACGCGAUAAUUUGUCCAUAGAACGCCUUGUCGUCCAGGGAAAAGUAGAAGGCACUACUAAGACCGCGCGGGAGGUCGCCUACGAGUUGGAAUGAUCAAAUAACGUCUAUUUUGGGCCAGUCCAUUAACCAGUGCAGUAGGAUGACUUCGAGCAGAGAAAAGUGGCGAAAGCCUCUAUUGAAGUCUUUGGAACCAAAAUGUAGUAAGUUUCUUUGUCAUAACAGGACAUCCUCCAUCACAGAUAUUGUUAAAACUUAUAAAUUUUAUUUAGUUAUAAGAUUAACUUUUCUCGAAUUUUUUUUUUUUAUGCAUAAGUGAUUAAUUUUUGUAUUUUAAAUUGAUAAAAUUUGUUUUUUUUUUUGUUUUUGUAUUUUUUUAAAAUUUUAUCUGCAAAUUUAGUUAAACGUAAAAUAUGUUACAUUAUAUCAUAUUUUUUUUAUAUUUUCUCAGAUAUUUUUAAUUCCUAUCAAAAGUUUACCAACGUUUUGACAUGUUUACGAAAAUUUUAAUGUCAUUAUGGUAUCAGUAUCUUUUGCUACAUUUCUAAAUUACAGAAUAUUUUUAUGAAUAAAUUUAUGAACCUUUAU